AUGACCAAGAUUAGAGGUCAUAAAGAUGAUUUAAUUAUUAUGGUUUCAGAACAACCUAGCACCAAGUUGGAUCCCAGACUUGUGACAUACCAUCAUGCUGUGGUGCAAAUCAAAAAACGAGGACACAUCGAUAUCAUUUGCAAGCCCAUGCACCCACCUAGCGUGAAAAUCAUACUGAAACCUACAACUAAUUCAGACAACACUGAGACUUCAGCCACCACCAGCCUAUUUGAUAAUUAUGGUAGCACUUGUAUCUUGGACAGUACCAAUAAAGCCUCGGCACGGCAUAAAUUCAGUGAAAGCUCACGCAUUGAUGGCAUCGCAUUGAGUGCCUCCACAAGGGUCAUCCAAACGGAUGGGCUGUACAAAUUCAAGAUCUUAUUAAAGUCAAUAUCAUCCAAUGAAGAAUGUAAGACUGGAUCCCACUACUAUACAACACCUGGCAGCGCAUACCUUAGAGCUGACCUUAAGCCACGAACGGGCAAUGAUGCGACCUUAUUUGCUACGGCGAGACAGCAGCAGGCACAGUUUGAUACUUCAUCUCGCCAAGAGGAAAAAACAGGGGAUGAAUUGGCGAGAAGCCUGAUGGAGCCUGAUAUAACAUCAGCAAAACCAGCCACGUCUGUAAAAGACAUUUUGUCUUAUUGGGCAGAUGAAGAAUGCAGAGUGCCACCGAUUACUUCCACUUUUGCUGAUUCUCAGAGCCAGUCAUUUAGGACGUCAGGCAACUUGGAUACAAACUCAAUCACCGCCCAUAACUUGGCGUCCCACCUCCACGCUUACAACAGUACCAGUGCCUUUUUUGAUGAUCCACCUCCAACUUGGGGAAGUAUAAUCAGCCGCAGAUCAACCACAGAGCCGCCAUCAAUACCAACAUCGAUAACCAGAAGUAGCCAUAGCGUUUCUAUGGAUCAAAAAUAUGAUGUUGAUAGACCAUCCUCAAGAAUCACCAACCAGAAUUCGCUUUACGCUAAUAACAAUACAGGCUCCAGUUCCUUCUCCGAGGACCCAUUUUGGGAAAACGAUAGCAGCUAUAGAUCAACUGCAGCACCAAUAUCAGUGUCAGCGUCAAUCUCCACACCCAAAAGCAGUCACAGAACCGUUCCCAUGGAUCAACCACACGAUGUUCAUUUUUGUCAUUAUAAUCCGGCUCUUGGUAGCUAUAACAUGGUCGGGGCGCAUCGUACGUUGUUGAAAGAUUAUCCAGUCUUAUCGCUUCAUGUGGAAAUAGUAGAGUCUGCUAGAGAAAAGAUGACGCAAAUGAUAAAGUCCAAAAAAUGUGAGAAGGGAACGUCGUCUUCUGGCUUGAGAAGGGUACGGAGACUAUCGACAUCAUCGUCGGCUUCUUCACACUUCUCCACCACUAGUAGACCUUCGGUAGCAUUGCAAGCGCCCGUCACCGUAGAUAUUUCGCAUUUAAAUUUCCCGGCAUUUAAAGCCAUGAUAACGUAUAUCUACACACACGACAUCGAAUCCAUUUUAGCCGAUGUCAAUACCGUAGCCGCGACACCACCUCCACCCCCCACCCCACCCCUCCGCGGCCUUUCUGAAGAGAGAACAAAACCAGCAGGUUCGCCUGAGGCAGAGACCCUACAAAUCGGCGAACUCUUACUGUUAGCUCAUCAAUUUGACAUUCAGGAGUUAGUCAAGGACUGUGCGCGGCUAAUCCAAUCGUACCUUAGUGUCGAGAAUGCGAUCCCAACUUUGGUCCGCUUGGGAAGCGAGUAUGAGGAGAUCAAGAAGCCAGUUAUGAGCUUUAUAAAGAAAAAUUUUGCAAAGAUCUUUGGGCGUGAAGAUGAAGUGGAUCCAUUCUUGCAGUUCCGACACGACGAUGAAUAUCAUGAGUGCAGUGUUAACCUGAUGGCAGAGAUCCUAAGGAUGAUAGCAAUGAAUAGAGAGGAAAUCGGGGAUACCGCGAGUAGAAGGGAAACGAAAACUUUCCAAAGUGAACCAGUUGGACAUAGAAGCAGCAGUAGAGCAACAGCACCAGCGGUUGAGACUGAACCAAUUGUUGAUGCUGAACCAAGAGCAGGUGCUGAACCAGGGAUUGAUACUCAGCAAGUAGUCAGUACUGAAUCUAGUAGCCAAGAUGAGAUAACAUCGCCCUUCAUCAUUUAUUAA
Lobosporangium transversale is the source of this 2121-nucleotide messenger RNA. RefSeq lists its product as hypothetical. The transcript has 2 exons. Gene Ontology annotation, molecular function: ubiquitin protein ligase binding. Lineage: Eukaryota; Fungi; Mortierellomycota; Mortierellomycetes; Mortierellales; Mortierellaceae. Gene Ontology annotation, biological process: regulation of proteolysis; proteasome-mediated ubiquitin-dependent protein catabolic process. The record is from RefSeq and is a predicted model, not a curated record. The coding region runs from base 1 to 2121 and encodes 706 amino acids. Gene Ontology annotation, cellular component: cytoplasm.